This is a messenger RNA of Neoarius graeffei (lesser salmon catfish), 2821 nucleotides long. RefSeq names its product heparanase 2 (gene hpse2). The record is from RefSeq and is a predicted model, not a curated record. Gene Ontology annotation, molecular function: hydrolase activity, acting on glycosyl bonds. The transcript has 13 exons. Gene Ontology annotation, cellular component: extracellular matrix; membrane. Bases 117 to 1862 code for a protein of 581 amino acids. Lineage: Eukaryota; Metazoa; Chordata; Actinopteri; Siluriformes; Ariidae.
UACAACACUUGGAUGCUUAAUGAGGCGCAGCAGGAUCUUCUCUGAUAUGCUGCUCAGCAGGGUCUCCUCCAGCUCGCAGUGCGCUCAGAUCAACGGUUUUGUGGACAGAACAGAAGAUGCCCCGGCGGUUCUUCCCUCAGAUGAUCGGCUUGGCUGUGUGGUGGGCAUUUCUAACCCAGUCUCCGAGCUCUUCCGCCACUACUACUACUACUACCUACCGGCGACACGUGGCCGCUGAUAAGAGACAGCAUUUUCUGGAGAGGACGCUGAUUUUACUGGACGUGAAUACACGAAGCCCGGUGCGGCUUUUGAAUGAUAACUUCUUAUCACUGCAAGUGGACCCGUCUAUCCUGAAGAAUGGCUGGCUAGACUUCUUAAGUUCCAAGCGGUUAGUGACUUUGGCUAGAGGACUUUCUCCAGCUUAUCUGCGGUUUGGAGGAAAGAGGACAGACUUUCUCCAGUUUCAUAACCUGAAGAAUUUAGCCAAGUUUAGAGGACCAGGACCAGACUAUUACCUCAAGAAUUAUGAGGAUGACAUAGUGCGAAGUGACAUUGCCCUGGAUAAACAAAAGGGCUGUAAGCUGGCCAGUCACCCUGACAUGAUGCUGGAGCUGCAACGGGAGAAAGCGGCUCAGAUGCAGCAAGUUCUCCUGAAGGAACAGCUCUCCAACCACUACAGCGAUGUCACAAUAACAGCCAGGUCUUUAGACAAACUGUACAAUUUUGCUGACUGCGCCGGCCUGCACCUGAUCUUUGGGCUCAAUGCCCUACAUCGGAACCCUGACAACUCAUGGAAUGCCUCCAGUGCAUUGAGUUUGUUAAAGUACAGCGCUGGCAAGAAGUAUAACAUAUCCUGGGAGCUGGGCAAUGAGCCCAACAGUUAUCGCACCAUGGUAGCUCGUUCAGUCAACAGCAGUCGACUGGCUCAGGACUACAUUCUGCUGAAGACACUGCUGCAAUCUGUCCGCUACUACAGCCGGGCCAAUCUCUACGGGCCUAACAUUGGCUGUCCUCGGAAAAACGCAAUCCUGCUACUGGACGGGUUCAUGAAGAACGGUGGUUCUGUUGUUGAUGCAGUUACGUGGCAACAUUUUUACAUCGAUCGGCGCGUGACUAAAGUGGAAGACUUUUUGAAGACACGCCUUCUGGACACCCUGACAGGACAGAUCACAAAGGUGUUAAAGAUUGUGAAGAUGCAUGCUCCUCAGAAGAGGGUGUGGUUAGGAGGAGUUGGUCCUGCAUGGGCUGGAGGCAUCAGCAAUUUGUCAGACACAUUUGCAGCUGGACUAUUGUGGCUAAACACUCUUGGAAUUUCUGCAAUGCAAGGAAUUGAUGUAGUACUUCGACACUCUUUUUUUGAUUAUGGUUACAGCCAUCUAGUGGACCAGCAAUUCAACCCUCUACCUGAUUACUGGCUGUCUCUGCUCUUUAAACAUUUGGUGGGUCCCAGGGUGCUGGCAGUGCAUGUUGCUGGGCUCCAAAGGAAGCCGCGUCCAGGGAAAGUGAUCCGAGACAAGCUACGCAUCUAUGCACACUGUACAAGCUUUACCAAUCACAAUUACGUCAGAGGCUCCAUAACAAUCUACAUCAUCAACUUGCAUCGGUCAAGAAAGAAAAUAAAGCUGGCUGGGACAUUACGAAAUAAAACAGUUCACCAAUACCUGUUACAACCCUUUGGAGCUGAUGGCCUUCACUCAAAGUCUGUGCAGCUGAAUGGAGAACAUUUGGUCAUGUUAGACAGUGACACUUUCCCUGAGCUGAAACCACGGACACUCAGAGCAGGACGAACAAUACUCAUGCCCCCAGUUUCCAUUGGCUUUUACGUGGUGAAGAAUAUUAAUGCCUACGCCUGUCGCAGAUAAUGCACAUUCAGAUUCUCAUCCAACUGAAAAGGAACUGCCCUUCAUGUAAGCAAGGGUUGCACUGAAUCCCUUUCAAAAGAUAUCCCUUCUCUUCACUUGACAAGACCAGAAAGUCUAUGCUUUCUGAAAAAGCAUCGAUUUUCUCUUGCAUUUCUCUGCAUCUAGCUGUCACUUUGGUGGGUGUUUCUUGUAUUUGGGGGGAUGUCAAGAAGAGAUGUCUGUAUAUCAAUCCAGUGCCCUGGGUUUUUUUUUCUCUAGAUGUCUCAUUGUCAUUGGAAUGCUGGUCAUCCUUGAGGAUAAUCUAAUGUUAACUAAUAUUAACUAAAGAAAGAAUGAAAACAUUACAACACUAGCUCUAAUACUCAAUGUUGUAUGUUAUGGUCAAGAGCAUUACAGUUCACUCUGUGCAGUAAAUGAAUACUUAUCCAUGGACUAAUCUUCUUUUUCUCAGUAUACCAUAAAAGCCAUUGUCACCUUAAGGUGUAGACUUGUGUAAACAUAAAAUGUUCAAUCGAUUAUCCACUCCCAUUAUUUGAUAACAGUUUAACACAGAGUCAUGUGUAUUAUUUUUCUUUCAAACUGGUAACUGGACAUAGAGCCUGAACUACAAAUGUGACAAAAGAAAAUGUCUGUUUAGCUCAGGAAAUGAAUAACAAUAUUCUCUCAUUUGAUUUAGUCCAUUUAUUGCUUCCCUCUCUUCAUAUUGUACAUUAUUAGUUCUAGACAUGUACAUGUUAUCUAAACAGACACACACACUAUACACUGCCAUAACACUGUAAGCCUUUAUUUCAUCUGAUUUUGUCUAUCUCAGGCUCGAUAAAAAUCUCUUUCUGAUCUGUACCCAGUACUACCUUAUAGAGUAUAUAGUAUAAACAAAUGUACAGUCAAUGUACAGUCCUUUGUGCUGCUAGAUGUUUGGUGAAUAUUAAGCUUAAUGAGUAACAAAUUAUUUUUAACAG